Monopterus albus (swamp eel) is the source of this 3838-nucleotide messenger RNA. RefSeq names its product peptidylglycine alpha-amidating monooxygenase (gene pam). Gene Ontology annotation, molecular function: peptidylglycine monooxygenase activity; protein binding; copper ion binding. The coding region runs from base 269 to 3205 and encodes 978 amino acids. Gene Ontology annotation, biological process: peptide metabolic process. The transcript has 27 exons. Gene Ontology annotation, cellular component: membrane; extracellular region. Lineage: Eukaryota; Metazoa; Chordata; Actinopteri; Synbranchiformes; Synbranchidae. The record is from RefSeq and is a predicted model, not a curated record.
UGGUUGUUAGUGGUUCGUACCAACAACACAGGUUAUCGCCUCACUCAGUACCUGCGAGGGAAGGACGCCCAGCGGCAGCGAGCAGGUGGUUGCUCAAGACAGACUUUUGAACCACUUUAUCUUCUGGGAGUCCAGCAUUGUAGUCCAACAUGCUGAAGGAGUGAGGUCCAGCAGGGAUCAUACCUCCCCUCAUAUUCCUACUUUUCAACCAAGCUGAAUAAGGAAACAGCCUAGACAGCAGGAGUGAAACGCUGUGAGAACCACAUACAUGAUGGGAGUCCAUGUGCUUGGUUUCGUGAUGCUAACAUUCAUCUGGCAGAGCUACAGCCUGCAAAUACGGAACCCUAUGUAUGGGUCCAAAAGGUCUCAGGAAAAUGUCAUGCUGGAUCCCAGCAACUGUGUGUUCAGGACUGAGCAGCCACAAGUCUUCACAAACUCUCACAACUUCUCUGUGGAUAUUCGGAUGCCUGGUGUUGUUCCAACUGGGUCAGACACUUACCUGUGCAUGGCAUUUCCUGUGCCAACCAGUCGAGAUGCAUAUAUUGUGGACUUCAUACCUCAUGCCAGUAUGGACACAGUCCAUCACUUGCUGCUGUUCGGCUGCCGGAUUCCCAUCUCCACCAGAAGCUACUGGGACUGCGGCAGUGCACAAGGCACUUGUGAGGAUGAACCUUCCAUUAUGUAUGCCUGGGCUCGCAACGCACCACCUACUAAAUUACCCAAGGAUGUUGGUUUUAAAGUUGGAAGAAAUUCAGGGAUUUCCUACUUUGUGCUGCAGAUCCAUUAUGGAGAUGUCAAUGCUUUCAGAGACCAUCAUAGAGAUUGCUCAGGACUUACCUUAAGAAUGACAACCAAGCCGCAGCCAUUUUUUGCGGGCAUAUACCUGCUCAUGUCUAUGGACACAGUCAUCCCUCCAGGAAAAAGAGUAACAAAUGCAGACAUCGCCUGUGAUUACACUUCAUAUCCCAUCUAUCCGUUUGCCUUCAGGACCCACACACAUCGCCUUGGUAAAGUGGUCAGUGGCUACAGGAUCCGAGAUGGGAAAUGGAGCCUGAUUGGAAGGCAGUCCCCUCAGCUACCACAGGCUUUUUAUCCUGCCAGCAAGGAGGUGAAUGUGACAUACGGUGACAUGCUUGCUGCCAGGUGUAUGUUUACUGGUGAAGGUAAAACCUCCAAAACUUACAUUGGUGGGACCUCUAAUGAUGAAAUGUGCAACUUCUAUAUAAUGUACUACAUGGACAGCAAACAUGCAGUCCCCUACAUGAACUGCAUGGAGACGGGCUCUGAAGAGCUCUUUCAGCAUAUUCCAGCUGAGGCCAAUGUUCCCAUCACUGUCACUUCAGGUCAUAUGAACUCCAUGAUGCAUAUGGGACACUCAACAGAUCACCAAGACCACAGAUUGCAGUUGGAUACAAACAAAGAAAAGCAAGUUCUGGAUCAGGGUGACUUCUAUUCUCUUAUGUCCAAGCUACUAGACCAGAGUAAGGAUGUAGGUCACAUUCAUAUAUACAACCCCAGCAAGAUGCAGAGAGCCCAGGCUGAAUUGAUGGAUCAGUUUGAUAGCUUAAUGCAAAAGAAAGACCUGGUCUCUCCUAGUGUCUCACUAGCCUACCAAAGCAGGGGGGAUCCUGUUUUGGUGAGGGACAGAGUCCACAAAUUCCAUCAGCUUGAGACCACAGCCAAGCCACCAAGAGACAUGCUGCUAGCUGAAGGACAAGACUACCAUUUGGAGCAAGUCUCAUCAUGGCCACAGAGUCCUCUUCAGCUGGGUCAGGUGUCAGGACUUGCCCUUGACUCAGAGUCUAACCUGGUCAUUUUCCACAGAGGUGACCACCACUGGGGGGCAGACUCUUUUAACAGCCAGGGCAGAUACCAGCAGAGGUCCCUUGGUCCUAUCCAGCAGUCCACUAUUUUGGUUGUGGACCCCUCCAAAGGCAAAAUACUGAAGGCUUCUGGCAGAAACAUGUUUUACUUGCCUCAUGGAAUAACUACAGACAAGGAGAAUAAUUACUGGGUCACCGACGUGGCUCUUCAUCAGGUGUUAAAAGUGAGCAGUGACGGCAGAGACAGAACGUUGCUGGUGCUGGGAGAGGCUUUCACGCCAGGAAGUGACAACAACCACUUCUGCCAGCCCACUGAUGUAGCUGUUGACACUGAGACUGGGAAUAUCUUUGUGUCUGAUGGCUACUGCAAUGCUAGGAUAAUGAAGUUCUCUGCUGAUGGCACCUACCUGUCUGAGUGGGGCGCAGGCUCAUCAGACAGGAGGCGGCGCGUACCGUUCCAGAUCCCCCACAGCCUGGUAUUCCUCCCUGACAGACAGGAAGUUUGUGUGGCUGACAGGGAGAAUGGACGUAUUCAGUGCUUCAUAGCAGAAACUGGAGAGUUUGUCAAGGAAAUAAAGAAAGAGGAGUUCAGAGGGGAGGUGUUUGCUAUCACCUACAGCCCUGCAGGAGGUGAUGGCUUGAUCUUUGCAGUGAAUGGGGAGUCUCCAUAUCACUCGGCUCCACUCAGAGGUUUUGUAAUAAAUUAUUCGACCAAGGAUAUUUUGGACACCUUCAGCCCAAACACAGAGGCGUUUAAAAUGCCUCAUGACAUAGUUGAAACCAACAAUGGCAGUGUCUUUGUCGCGGAUGUAGGCAGUAAAUCGGUCUUCAAGUUUGCCACUGAGAAGUUUCAUCGCUCUGUCAAGAAAGCUGGAAUUGAGGUUCAAGAAUUUCAAGAAAUGAAGACAUUUGUCCAAACUAAGAUGAGGCCAGAGCACAACAUGUCAAAGACGUCAGCUGUCCAAGAGAAGCAAACUGUGGCUCAGCUGCCUCAACCACAGGAAGAAGCAGAAAAGGAGAAGAAGAAGAAUGCAGCAAGCCCAAACAGAGAGGGUGUAUUCCCAGCUAUCAUUACUACACUGCUGCUCAUCCCUCUGCUGGUGGUCAUUGCCAUAGGAGCGUUAAUCUGCUGGAGAAGAAACAACCGAUGUGAGGUGAAAACUGACCCCAGCUCUGCAGGAGGGAUUUUGGGAAGAAUAAGAGGUAAAGCAGUGGGCAGUCUAAAUCUGGGGAACUUCUUUGCGUCCCACAAGGGUUACAGUCGUCAGGGCUUUGGCCAGCUGAGCACUGAAGGUAGCGACCAAGAGAGGAAUGACGAGAACAGUAGCGACUCUGAGAACGAAGAGUACUCUGCUCUGCCACCUCCUCAGUCCUCCUCCUAGAUGCUCCGGGGCCAGUCACCAACCUUCAGCUUACAUUGCCAAGAUGUAUGGUAUUAAUCAUGUGUGCAACUGUUGUGUUAGCUGCCAAACUUAUUGUUUAUAUAUUUAAAUAUAUACUGUAUAUAAACAUUGUUGGCAUAAUUUAGACACUUUAUUUAAUUUACCCGUGGUCUUGAUACAGCCUUGGUGACAUGAUUCACACAUUUGUUUUCCGCAAGUCACACUUGCAUUUAGUGAAAUUAUUAGUACAAACCAUGGGACAAAUGUUUGAAAUAUCUGGCAUCAGAUUCAGCUUUAAGAUGAAAAGAAACCUGCUAAUAGGCUGAGAAAAUUCAACAUUUUAUUCAUGUAGUUUUCCUUGUUUGAGAGAUUUAACUUUUUAAGAGUUUUAGAAAGGUGAAGAAAAUUCUACAUCAUUGUCAAAAUAAGCUAUUUUGCUUUGGAAACAGGUAAAACAAAUCUAAGCCCAUUGCUGGAUGCUUAUUUUAAUACAUAAGACAAUUAAUCAAAUUUCACUGAAUGACUUUUUUAGAUGGGGAAUUGUUCAUCAUUAGGUUAGAUUAAAUUAGAUUAGAUUAAAUUCAACUUUAUUAUCAUUACCCAUGUACAAGUACAAGGCAACGAAAUACAGUU